Molecule: messenger RNA, 852 nt
Organism: Didymodactylos carnosus
Lineage: Eukaryota; Metazoa; Rotifera; Eurotatoria; Philodinida; Philodinidae
Source: the annotation of a GenBank genome assembly
AUGCAACAUGACGAUGUUAUCUGGAGUGUAUUGAAUGGUCAGUUUUGUUCAUAUAAACAACAAAAAACAAAAACACAACUAUUUUGUUCCAAUGAAUAUAACUUAACUGGUUUGUGUAAUCGUCGUUCAUGUCCAUUAGCCAAUUCACAAUAUGCCACAGUGCGUGAAGAAAAGGGAAUUUGCUAUUUAUAUCUAAAAGUUGUUGAACGUUCACAUUAUCCCAAAAAACAAUGGGAAAAAAUAAAAUUACAUGAAAGUUAUGUAAAAGCGUUAAAGCAAGUCAAUGAGCAUUUGUUAUAUUGGCCACGAUUUGUUCGGCAUAAAUGUAAACAACGUCUAACAAAAUUAACACAAUAUAUUAUACGUACAAGGCGAUUAAUGUUGAAACAGACUGGACAGCGUGAAUUAGUGCCUAUCAAGAAAAAAUAUGAAAGACGAGAAAAAAAACAUGAAGAUAAAGCAUUUAUCGCAGCGAAUAUUGAUCGCUCAAUUGAAAACGAACUAUUAGAACGUUUAAAGAAAGGAACGUAUGGUGAUACAUACACGUUUCCAGUAACAGCCAUCAAAGACAGUAUGAGAGAAGAAAGCAGUGACGAGGAGGAAGACGAUGUUGAUGAAGAAGUUGACAAGAACGGCGACACGGAAUCAGAAGAUGAAGAAGAAAUAGAGUACGUAGAAGAUUUCCAAGAAAGUGAAGCAUCCGAUAUUGAAGAUAUUAAUGAAAUGGAAUAUGAAGAAGAAGAAAAAGAAGUGCAACGGCCAGCAAAAAAACGGCAAUUGGAAAUCGAAUAUGAACCAGGAACAACAACCAAAAUAAAAGAGAAACUAAGACAACGACAUGCAAAUGAUUGA